AUGAAAAAAUCGAUAUAUUCAAUUAUUUUAUAUUUAAUAAUAUUUAUUUAUAAAUCAAAACAAGAAGAAAAACAUAUAAUCUAUGCUUUAUUUGGUGAUACAUUUAAAAGUGAUCUUAUUUAUUAUGGAUUUAUCGAUUUAGAUAAAUCCGAAUACAAUAUAAUAAGUACAUUAAAUAUCGAUGAUAUUGGAAAUCCAAGAAAUCGAAAAUAUGAAAUAUUACCAUUAACAUAUGAUCCUUCAAAUGAUAUUAUAUUUAUAUCAGCUAUUAAUAAUUUAAAUAAAACAAUAUUAAGUGUUAUUAAUGCUACAACUGGUUCUCUUUUAUAUACAUUUAAUAAAAUUCCUUAUGAAAUUAUUUCUCUUCAAUAUGAUAUAUUUAAUAAAAAAUUAUUUGCACAUACUGAAACUAAUAAUGAAUAUUUAACACAAAUUGUAGAAAUUGAUACAAAUAAUGGAAAUUUAAAACAAAUUUUUGGACAAAUAUAUGGAGUUGAACCAACUGAUAUAUCAACUUAUUGUCCAAUUUGUAGAAAAUAUUUUUUGAUUAUGUUUGAAAAUGAUCAUUAUAUAUAUGUUGAAGUUAAUACUUCUGAUGAUGGAGGAAUUAGUUCGAAUGUAUCAUUAAAUUUUUCUCCUUUUAAUAUUAUAUUUAAUUAUAAAACAUUUACUAUUUAUUCAACUUAUAUUAAUCAAACCGAUAGAAAUAUUUUACAAAUUGGAAUUUUAAAUAGAACAUCAGGAUGUAUUAGUCAAGUUAUUGAAACUAUUUCUAAUCCAACACAUUUUGUACUUACUAAGUUUUCAACAUUUGAUAUUGAAAAUAAUUUAUAUUAUAUAUCAAAUAUUGUCACGCAACCUUUUUCAAGAGAAAUUAUUUAUAUUAAUGUUAAUACAUCACAAACAAUGAGAAUUUCUUUACCAAACACAGAUUACAAUUUUUAUGCUUGGUUUAUUAAACAAUUUGUUCAAUAA
Rotaria sordida is the source of this 975-nucleotide messenger RNA. NCBI's taxonomy places the organism in Eukaryota, Metazoa, Rotifera, Eurotatoria, Philodinida, Philodinidae. The record is from the annotation of a GenBank genome assembly.